AUGUUAAGCGAGAAGACUAUUCAAGAGGUUGGAAGGACCUCAGACUUUGAAACCAGACGGUCCAGCUCAACUCCUGAAAUAUCCGUUAUUCCAGACAAGAAAGUGGCCCAAAUUACAAAAGUCAAUAGUCUGGAUGAGUUUUCGAUCGCCUCCUUUAGUGACGAGCAAAUAGCGUAUCUUUUGAAGAAGUUAGGAUAUGAUAAUUAUGAGGACUUGACAGAUAUACCUCCAGAAAUUGAAUAUUUGGGUUCGAAGAUUGGCCAGCUGAGCGUUGAAGAUGCCAUUGAAAUUAUGAAAAAAGGCGUCGAUUACCAUGAUAAUGAUCCGCUGAUUCCAACGAAGGAAUACGAGGAAUUCGUCAGAUUUUCCAAAGGUGUAAUUGAUAUGGAUAAUGAAAAGGAUGUUUUUGAGCUAAAAGCACUAGCGGGUCUAUUGGAAUACCAUUCGCCUUAUCCUGAAGUAAGAGCUGCAGUUGAUCCAAGGGAUGAUACUAGUAUUCCAGUUGAAACCUUCAGAUCGUACUUCUUGGCAUUCUGCUGGGCCAUUAUCGGAUCUGGCUUUAAUGAAUUUUUUGCGCAUAGACUAGUCACAAUUUCGCUUGGUACAUCCGUCAUUCAAAUGUUUUUAUAUCCGUGUGGUACUCUAUGGGCCAAAUAUAUGCCUUGUUGGGGAUUCAACUUGCGAGGGAGGAGAAUUGCCUUGAAUAUCGAGACCCCAUGGACGGAUAAGGAGCAAAUGUUUGCAACACUUUUGUUUGCCAUCUGCAUGGGAACGUUUUAUACCCACUACAAUAUCUUGACACUGAAAGUCUAUUACCACGACGACGUAUCCUUUGGCUAUCAAUUUUGGUUGUCACUAUGCGUGCAAUUCAUUGGUUUUGGCUUCGCAGGAAUCUUGAGAAGAUUUGUAGUUUAUCCAACGCGUGCAGUGUGGCCCACUUCGAUGUCAACAAUUGCUCUUAAUAAAGCGCUGUUAUCGAGAAACAAAGAUAAAUCCAAGGGCAUUUCCAGAUACAACUUCUUCUUUAUUUCUAUGAUCUUUAUGUUCAUCUAUACCUGGUUUCCCACGUACAUCAUCAAUAUCUUGAAUACAUUCAACUGGAUGACAUGGAUCGCUCCAGAAAACUUAGAUCUGGCAAAUGUGACUGGUGGCGUUUCUGGUCUGGGAAUUAACCCGAUUUCGAGUUUCGAUUGGAAUGUUCUCAAUUUCAUGUAUCCGCUCAUUACACCAUUUUUUUCCUAUGCAACCCAAUUAGUUGGAGGUUUCUUCGCGGCAUUGGUUAUAUUAGCAGUAUAUUACACGAAUUACAUGGAUUGCCAAUACUUGCCAAUAUUCUCAAACUCAUUAUUCACAAAUAGGGCCACCAAAUAUCAAGUCACGAAAAUUUUGGACGAUGACUAUAAGCUAAACGAGAAAAAAUACCAGGCAUACUCAGCACCUUAUUACUCGGCGGGAAACCUAGUUAGCUAUGGCUCUUUUAUCGCAACUUAUCCAUUAUUGAUCGCUUACGCCUUCAUAACUGAAUCCAAGAUUCUGAUCAAGGCCCUUAGGGACUGGUUCAAAUCGCUAUGCAGCUUGACCAAAAAAGAAACCUGGAUUAAUAUGUGGAAUGGUGAGUACCAUGUUUUGGACGAAUUCGAUGAUCCACACUCUAGAAUGAUGAAGAAUUACAAGGAAGUACCUGACUGGUGGUACUUCAUGAUUUUAUUGGUCACCAUCGUUAUUUCCAUAAUUGUGCUGGAAAAAUACAACACGAAUACACCAGUUUGGGCGCUAUUCAUGUCUUUGGGUUUUAACUUCGUUUUUUUAAUCCCUCUCACUAUUUUGCAAGCUACUACUGGUUAUAGUCUCGGACUGAACUUGUUGAUUGAAAUGAUCAUCGGGUACGCUCUGCCAGGUAACCCAUUUGCUUUGAUGAUCGUGAAGGCAUUUGGCUAUAAUAUUGAUGGCCAGGCGGAUAACUAUGUAUCAAACUUGAAAAUGGCACAUUACUGUAAAAUCCCGCCCGUAGCGCUUUUUAGAGGCCAACUUUUUAUGGUAUUCGUUCAGGUAUUUGUGAAUUUGGGCGUCCUAAAUUGGUCGAUCUCUAAUAUCAAGGAUUACUGCAUGUCUUACCAAGCAUCAAAAUUUACCUGCCCUGAUGCUACCACUUAUUACAAUGCUUCAGUAAUGUGGGGUGCAAUGGGUCCAAAGAAGAUCUUUAACGAUGUGUAUCCUAUCCUAAAAUGGUGCUGGUUGAUUGGAGCUUUACUGGGAAUUUUUUUUGGUUUGUGGAAGCGAUUCGCAUCUAAAUAUUAUCCAAAAUGGUUCAAUCCUGUUCUGUUUGUUGGUGGCAUGCUCAAUGUUGGGCCUCCUUACAACUUGAUGUACAUUUUGCCAGGUGGCUUUGUUAAUUGGUUUUCACAGGUCUACAUGAAAAAGUACCAUUUGCGUAUAUGGGAGAAAUAUAAUUAUAUCUUGGACGCAGGAUUUUCAUGUGGACUGGUUUUCUCCUCUAUCAUUAUCUUUUUCGCUGUGCAAUACAAAGAAGUUGAUCUUCUUUGGUGGGGUAAUGACGUCCCUUAUGAAGGUGUAGAUGCAUUAUAUUUACCAAAGAAAAAUGUCACCGAAACAGCUAAAGGAUACUUCGGACCAGAUCCAGGCCACUAUCCAUAA
Lachancea fermentati is the source of this 2655-nucleotide messenger RNA. Lineage: Eukaryota; Fungi; Ascomycota; Saccharomycetes; Saccharomycetales; Saccharomycetaceae. The record is from the annotation of a GenBank genome assembly.